ACCAUUUAUUUCCGGUGCCACCUAAACAAUAAAACUAAAACGCGAUCAAUAGGCCUAGCUUUAUUGAAAUCAAUGAAAGAGUCGACGCUUGCGGACUUUAAGUUCUAAAGAAUCUCAUAGUUCUGGCUUAAAGUGCAAACUGAAUUCCUGCACUAUAUUCUCCACAAAUUCUAGCUUUUGUCAGGAAUCUAAAAGUUGUGUUGCGAACGUUUGAACUGUUGUUGAAAGUAAUUGAUGCAGUCAAGGAGGUCCAAGUCUACGUGGCCCUCGUUGGGAGAGCAAAAUUGAUCAAAGAUGAAGUGUACAAUUUUUCUUUUCCAGCAUUUGCUUUGUCUGUCUUUCCUCCUAUUCAUUUCAGUUACCUCAAACAAAAAUGAGGAUAGUAUUUCUUUUUCCCAUCUGGAUGAAGAAAUUCCUGAGGAAUUUGAUUUUUACUCAUUCUUUGCUGUGGAUAUAGACGACAACAUCGUUUCCUUCGAGAGAUAUCGAGGACAGGUGACGCUGGUGGUGAAUGUUGCUAGUGAAUGUGGUUACACUGACAACCACUACAAGUCUCUGAAUCUGCUGAAUCAACUCUUUAGGGAAACCGGAAAGUUCAACAUUCUGGCAUUUCCGUGUAAUCAGUUUGGUGGUCAGGAGCCCGGGACACUCAGAGAAAUCCACAACUUUGCUUACAAUAGCAUGGGAGCUACCUUUUUACUGUUUUCAAAGAUAAAUGUCAUCGGUCAAGAUGUUCCCCCAUCAUGGAACUACCUCAUUCAACAAUCGGGCCAACCUCCUACCUGGAACUUCUGGAAGUACCUUGUUGAUCACCAGGGCAAAGUCAUUGGAGCGUGGGGCCCCACGGUGAGCCCAGACCAGAUCUACCAGUACAUUGACAACGCCAUUAAUAAGAUAGGCAAGGAGGAUGCUGAAAAGGAAGAGGCGAAGCAACAAGAGACAAAGACAACCAAAGACGAGUUUUGAUGAGUUCUGGCUUUGAAGCUGGGGAUACAGGGUUACCAACAUGAAAUGAAUGCCCGAUUUGGUAUUUUUUUCUUUUUACUGUGUUAGUCAUGAAAAAAGGGAAAAGAGUGUAUAUUUGCAUGCUACUAUGUCGUUUCUUUACAGUUCCAUAAUACAUUGGAGUUAUAUUCUAGAGGCGGAAUAAGUUGGUAAGGAAAUGUUUUUUUGGUUUUUUUUGUUCAAUCAAACUGUUCUGUGUGCUUGGGGCAUGUUUCAGUCUACGCAGAGUUAAUUUUUUUUACACUUUGUUGUCAUGUUGAGAUGCAUACUCAGAUCAACGUUUGAUGUAAUAAUGAUCUUCUUUUCUCUAUGAAUGCGGUAGUGAGUGUCAUCAUGAAUUCACAGAAUAAGAAAACGAGAUCGUGAAUGCGUGCAUAAUGAUCACAUUUUAUUUGGAUGGGUUGCAGAAACAUGUGUGACAGCAAAGAAUACUUCUUAAAAAUAUAAAACUUUAUCUGGAACAUUUGUGCCCUUUUGAUUGUUUUAUUCUCUAUGUGCUUGCCUCAAACAUGACUACACUUACCAUGACACAUUUAUGACAGACCUGUUUUGUCUUCACAAGUCAUUUCAUUGAUUUAUUUUUAUUUUAGGUUUGGUGAGGGGAUUAUGUAAUUGUAAUUUA
Aplysia californica (California sea hare) is the source of this 1627-nucleotide messenger RNA. RefSeq names its product glutathione peroxidase 7. Gene Ontology annotation, molecular function: glutathione peroxidase activity. The record is from RefSeq and is a predicted model, not a curated record. Gene Ontology annotation, biological process: response to oxidative stress. NCBI's taxonomy places the organism in Eukaryota, Metazoa, Mollusca, Gastropoda, Aplysiida, Aplysiidae. The coding region runs from base 295 to 966 and encodes 223 amino acids. The transcript has 4 exons.